This is a messenger RNA of Schistosoma margrebowiei, 3237 nucleotides long. NCBI's taxonomy places the organism in Eukaryota, Metazoa, Platyhelminthes, Trematoda, Strigeidida, Schistosomatidae. The record is from the annotation of a GenBank genome assembly.
GCGAUGCUGCCUUCCCACAAGGAGGGGUGGGGUUAGAAAAGGUCGACCCUAAAAAUGUCACACCUCACCUUACCUCACGGAUUUCCGUCUCCGGCGGUAAGGCCAUCUGAAGAACGGAGCUAACACGUCAAAAACCUUCUACAAAAAGGCCGUGCGCGACCGGCCUCAAGCAGUUGUCCCUUGGGCUCUGCGGUCACGCUCCCAGGUCGUUAAGACCAACACUAAUCCAAUUUCCUUUUCAGGUUCCUCAAGAAAUACCCUUCCACGGUGUGGGCAGCCGGGAAGUGACAUCAGCCCUCACACCCGUAACAGCACGGCUGACUUGUUGACUUAGAAUACCCAGGUGAUAUCGUUCGGUUUGGUGAAGACACUGGCAAAAUACCAUCUUCCAACCACUUUAAGCAACAAUCUGAACAUGUCAAUGAUGCGGUUCUCUCCCUCGAAAUAUAAAAUGUGACUUCAGGAUGGGUUUGUGUCAUCGCCUGAACUAAUGAUGGGUAGUGAAGUAGUUGAACGCAUCGACCGCUUAACUUAUCUUGGAUGUCUCGUUGGUCCUGAGGUCUGACGAAAUCUCUGCACUGAUUCGAAGAGCUUUAUCGACUUUCACCAAUGAAAUCUCAGUGACUAAGUCAUAGUUAAAUAGUUCAGACAACAUCUUACAAUCAGUAGACCACUUCAAACACUGAAAUAUAGUCAAGCUUGUUUCAAAUUUGAUAUCAAAGCUGUUCAGUCACGUAAUAGCCAUAUGGUAAGUAGUUAUAUACUAUAUGCCCGAUAAUUUAUGCAGGUUUGUAAGACAACUUACUAAUUCGUCUGUCAUAUAGAAAGGAGUUAAAGUCAACGUCAGUUUAUUUGUCAGGGUUCUAAUGUGGUGUGACAACUUAGGUCUGUACACUCAUAUCACAGUUUUUACAUUGUAUAUGACUGAUUGUUUGUCAUUAUGGAAGGAUAGUGUAGGUCGGUACUAUUAAUCAGAUACAUGUUAUUUGUUUAUUUUUAAAUAUUAACUCUUGGAUGUAUUGAAGAGACACAUAAUUGUAUGCUAGAUACUCAACCCUUCUUAUGUGUCAUAAUGUACCCAUUACAAGUAUUAUCUCUCAAUAUCUGGAUUUCUUCAAGAUUUAACCGUCAACAAUUUCUUUAUUAUUUCACCGGUUGGCGUAUAGUGAACUUAACCAAAUCAAUACAUUAGACUUUCAUGCUUGUCUUUUGACACUCGCUUUUGCACGCAGGAUGUGGCUGUUCAAGUCACUAGCCAGUACCAUUUAUUAGAAUACCGUUAAUUUCCUUAUCCACUUAUUAUUUACUUUAAUCUCUAAAAGGAAUUUUGUUUCUGCCAAGUAGAAAUUACCAACCUCGUUACCACUAAGUUUGUAGGGUUUAAGUAUAGACUGAUUUAUUUUCAGAUGAAUCGCAUAUGUAAAAUUUUCUUACGAUCUACGUUUUUCAGUGGUGACAAUUGAUUUUAGCAUUAGAUAACUCACGUGUUUUGAUAUAUAAAAGAAAUUACUUCUGACGAUAGUUGUGUUUUUUAUAGUAUUCCGAUACUAUAUCCACACUUAAUUUCAUUGGAUUUGUAGCUCAGAAUUAGUCUAAAUAUGUCAACCCCAAGAACAUAUGAAUCAAUGAAGAAACUACUUGACUGUGCUAAAUUGGAUAUCUCUUUCACAUCAAACAUAUUUCAGUCAGUGAAAUUUGACCAUCCAUUAUUAUCCGAAGAGUACAAAUUGAUUGAAGUGCCAAAUUGGUUAGCCGAUGAAGUGAUUCAUGGAAGAGGGGACCAAGCUAUAACUUUAAAAGAUGAACAUAAAUCUAAUAAUACAGGGCGUGUAUUUGCUUGCAUAAGUGACAAAACUUUUUCGGUUAUAGAAGCAAAAACGUCUAAUACGCUCCUUUUAGCCUCUAGUUGGUGGUUGCCUUCAUCCGAUGGGCCUAAAGAGAAUUUAGUACUUGUUACACCAAUUCAAGCUGUCAAAAAUAAUUACUUUGAACUUCAGCAAUGUUCAGCUCCAUCUUUAAAACAACUAAGGCUUUUGUUAUCUCCAUCUCUCUACUAUGGUCCUGUUGAUGACGAAUGUGACUCAGAGAAUAAAAGCUCUAGUCUGAACUAUUUUGAUCGUAAUACUGUUGAAACCCGACUGCCAUGCAGUAAGGUGGAGCUUAAUGAGGCGUUUCGACGAUUGCAUGUGUGUGAAAUCAAUGGAUAUUUACGAAUUCUUGAUCAUGAAUACAUGACACAGGUAGUUAGAGAUCUUUUUGCCCUUGCUGAUGAAAAUGCAUGGGACUGGCGUAAAUAUGGCUUCCCUUUGCAUGCCUCAAUAGAAGGUUUGGCAAAUCAACACCUUCCGAAUAUUACCAAGCAAAUUAUGAUGCUAAUUUGUUCUCAGCUAGAAAAUCGAAAAGCAUUUGAUUCUAAAGAUGUAUACGUCUACCCGCGGAAUUCGAAAAUUUGUCAAAUAGUUGGGGAGCAUCUACUAUCAGUUAUUAGCAGCUUUGACCUAAAUGACUUCUUAACACUGUGGAAAGCAUCAGUUCCCAACGGACUGCGACCGAAGCUACGUCGUCAUUUAACUUGCGCUGGACGUGCAUAUUGUGAAAUAACACCCUUACCUACAAACGGUACAAGCGUAAAACUGGAAGGUAAUGAUAUCCGUUCUCGAUUUCGAUGUAUUUCCUUGUUACGAUCUGAGGACUUACCUGAUGAAAGUGUUGAGGCGCGUCUUAAUGCAUUAUUUGAGAGAUGUCCUAUGUGGCCCGAACCAGAAAUAGGUAGUUUCCUAACAGAAUUGUUACCCCCACAACCUCCCAGGAAAAAGUCUUCCUCUAAACACUUAGUCCCAGAAAAAGGGUCUCAAGUAGAUACAUUUUCUGACGUUUUGUAUGCUGAUUCUGAUUCAGACUUCAGCUAUGAAGAUUAUUGUACAGAGUCUACUGAAACUGUUUCAGCACUGGAAGAUGUACCCUUACCAACGCCACCUGCCGUUUGCUCACUUCUAAACAAAUUCUGUCGUGUUAAUAAUACUUCAGUCGGACGUGUAUUAACUCAACGACAUUCGAAGUAGAAAUUAGCGUCGUAUCUUACUUUGUAUAUCAUCUGUAUUCUUUAGAUGAUCAGGACGUUGAAUAAAUUUUUGUAAAUGAAAUUUCGUCAGAUGAAUAAUCAUGUCAAUUAUAUUGUUUAUUAUUGUUUGUAUAAUGUUGAAUAAAGCCAUUAAUUAUAAUUACUAUUAUCAAUAA